This is a messenger RNA of Limanda limanda (common dab), 4496 nucleotides long. It is a transcript of the gene rab9b, whose product is annotated as RAB9B, member RAS oncogene family. Gene Ontology annotation, biological process: Rab protein signal transduction; retrograde transport, endosome to Golgi. Gene Ontology annotation, cellular component: late endosome; phagocytic vesicle; lysosome. The transcript is spliced from 2 exons. Gene Ontology annotation, molecular function: GTP binding; GTPase activity. The record is from RefSeq and is a predicted model, not a curated record. NCBI's taxonomy places the organism in Eukaryota, Metazoa, Chordata, Actinopteri, Pleuronectiformes, Pleuronectidae. Bases 109 to 717 code for a protein of 202 amino acids.
UGCAGGGCACAGCAGCACGCAGCCUCACGGAGGAACCGGGUUAAAUCGACCCUGGUCUGCCACCUGGUGUGGAGGGCUGUGACCCAGCGUGGGGGGGGGGGGGGCAUUAUGAGCGGGAAGAGCCUGCUGCUGAAGGUGAUCCUGCUGGGGGACGGCGGAGUGGGCAAGUCCUCUCUGAUGAACCGCUAUGUCACCGACCGCUUCGACUCCCAGUCCUUCCACACCAUCGGCGUGGAGUUCCUCAACCGGGACCUGGAGGUGGACGGGCGCCUGGUCACGCUGCAGAUCUGGGACACUGCGGGUCAGGAGCGCUUCAAGUCCCUGCGCACGCCCUUCUACCGGGGGGCCGACUGCUGCCUGCUCACGUUUGCCGUGAAUGACUUGCAGAGCUUCCAGAACCUCGGCGGCUGGAAGAAGGAGUUCAUGUACUACUCGGAUGUCAAGGACCCCGAGCGCUUCCCCUUCGUGGUGCUAGGCAACAAGGUGGACAUGGAGCAGAGGGAGGUGGGGGGGGACGAAGCCCGGGCCUGGUGCGAGGAGAGCGGAUGCUGUCCUUACUUUGAGACCAGCGCUAAGGAUGACACUAAUGUCACAGCUGCCUUCGAGGCGGCUGUCAGGGAGGUUCUCGCUGCCGAGGACCAGAUUGACCACGCACUACUGAGUAGUACGAUAGAUCUCCAUGGCAACCGCAAAGCCUCUCGCGCGUCUUGCUGCUGAUUGGUCAGGUGUGAAUCCACGAUGUCUUAACCUCUCUGGCUGAAACGUGCCUGAGGCAGUUUAAAGAGCCAGUCAUGUAUUGUUUAUGGUACACAUGCUGUAGGUACAGGCUACUGAUAACAGUAUCCACUAAAGAUUAUACAGAUACGAUACAGCGGCUCUGAGGGGGCGGGGUCAAGGACUUCAGCUGGCGUCUAGAUUGAUGAAUUAACAAACGGUACAGGCACACUCAUCCUUUCUACUGCUUCCAGUGGUGUUGCACAAGAACAUUUUAACCCAGCUUUGUCUGCCUAGGCAGGGCUUUUAUCAAAGAGUGCUUUCACAGCAUUUAUUUUAAUCAAAAAUAAUUAGAAUUUUAAUUAACACAGUGGAAGAGAGAAGAUACCAGUCCUCUACCGAAGAGCACACUCCACAGCCACUCUACUAUUUGUCUAUGAGCUGAUUCUACAUGGUUUUAGAACGAUCGAAUAGCCUUCUCUUUUUAUCAGAUAUGUUAGCGGUGGCUGGGGAGCCUGUGCAUUUCUCUGUCAGCGACUAAGUUCUCGAUCCAUGCCGAUCCUGUGAUUGAGAACUCCUGACAUCAGCGUGAUGACCAAUAUGAUUCGGGGGCUACGUGGAAGAUUGAUGCACUUUUGUCUUUAAUAAGAAGGGAAUUAUUUAUUGUUAUUUUGCAGCUCUUGCCUCAGACAUCGGGUACGGGCUAAUGAGGUGCUCUUAUUCGUUGAUCUGUUACCACUGGUCGACCGAUAUUGUUUUUUAAGGGCUGAUAAAGAUUUUUAGUGGUUGAGAAGACCGAUAACUACAUAAUAUAUAGGCUACAUUUGCAGUAAUGAUUUAAUUCUUAUUGUCCAAAUGUAGAAUAACAAAAACACAAAACUACCGCUACAGGAAGUCAAGGUACAACUGCUGUGGUGUCCAGAAGAUUCUAUUAUUUUGUUCACCCCAUUUAACAUCACCAAACACUACAUCCUCCAGAAUGAUCAAACAGUUAAGGUUACAACUUUCUAAAAGACUUUGGAUUAAAAGUGUCACACGGGAAAGGGUUUAUUGGAAGACUGUUGUAUUACACUGCAUUAGUUUAGCUAGGUGUUGCCUAAUAAAAUGCUCACUGAGUUUAUAUUUGUAAUUUUCAGAUGAAUGCACAGGAUGUAAAGUUCCAGAAUGAACUUAACUACUUGCUCUCUGUGUGGACCUCGAUGCACAUACGCCUGGUAUCCUCAAUUGAUCUCUAAUUUAAUCAUUUAAGAUUACGUCAUUAUUUGACCCAUACCCCUUUUAAAAUGUAACUCAUUAAUAUUUACCAAGAGUAGAGUUCAAUUGACUCUCAUUCUACUUUUGUCUGAGGACAUUUUUACACAAAUUACUUUAACUCCCCCAGAUUAAAAUUUCUUUUAGGUAACAACAGUUUUCAUCUCAGUGUUUUGCUGUUUUCUUCAUUACAGUGUUAAUUACCUGCUCUACAUUUAAACAGCUUUGCUAAAGCACUUAUAGCUCUCUACUUUUUCUCAUUAAUUCCAGAGUUGAUUACUACAAGUUAUUGAGCGAUGGCUCCCUCUCACUCUCUCACCCUCUCUUGCUCAGUGUGUCUUGGGUGGAUCAACAAAUGAACCCGUUAAUUAGAUUGUGAUGGUUUUGCAUCUUCAGCGAAGUGGAUUGUGAUGUCACAACCUCUGUAAAACGCUGCUUUACCUUCGGCUAACAGCUCGGAGCGUUCACCGCAGCUGCUCUAGUGUAUAGGUUCGUCUUUGCCCGUCUGGACCUUCAGUUUUAUAGGUUAUUACUUGUGACGUGUGACCAAUCGGUGAUGUGGGCGGGACAUUGCUAGAGACAGAGUGUUGAUGACAAACAGGAAGCGGCGGCUACAUCAGAACAAAAGUAGCUCAUUUUUAUUUGCAAAAAGAGACUGAUAAUCGUGAAAAUGCUAAAAAGGCAAAUAUUCAGUCGUCUCCUUCACUGUGUAGCUGCAGGCACGACACCUACGAUGCCAGACAUCCGACCAUAUUCACUUAUUGCUUUAUGUUUAUGGACCUUUAUACUAUUAAAGGUUUAGCAAAUCUCCAUUAAAUAAUCCUGCUGUUGUUGUUAAACUGCUGUUAAGUUUUUCUGAGAAGCACACUUUCAUCCUUUAAUGUUUUUUUCAUAGUUUACUCAUCUGAUAUUUGCAUAAGGCAUCUGUUUUGGAUCAGCGGCUGAUGAAAGUUGGUGUUUCCUGAUAUGUAGGUGAAGUUAUAAUUAUUUUCAUAGUCACGGCAUGUUAGUAAUCCCAUGUCUGCCUCUGCUGGUCCCGUAGCUGGACUUCACUUUGCAGUCCUUCAGCUUUGCCAGUUCUCAUAGUCUCCUGAUCUUUACUGAUAUAACUGAAGCAUCACACACACACACACACACAUACAAACACAAACACACACAUCUUGUGCUGUCACUCCGGUCACUCCUUGUCUCAGCUGAAUGCGAGACAGCAUGAGCACUAUGAUAAUGCCGUUACUACUAAUGUGUGUGUCGCCUCUCCUGUCCAUUCAUACAGCAACGUGUGAAACUUGCAUCUGACUUUUCUGAGAACUUGAUGAAAUUGAUCGGUACUUUAUUUUUAUUUCAGUGUUCUUCUAACAGACCGGUUUAUUUACCACGGACCUUUGGUUUUAGCUGCUGUUGUCCAGAGGGCAGUGUUUUCUUGCCUGUGUGUUUUAAAAAAAAUAAUAUUCAAACUGAGUUAAAGACGGUUUCAAUAGAAUCUCUUCGGUAUUUCAGUUGCUGCUUGAACAGUAUUUUAUAUCUCCUCAAACAACCAAACCUGUUGCAUAAAUAAGAUCAAAUCUUUUGGUUGUCUGAAUGCACAAAGUCGCUAUGGUUUCUAAUUAUGGGUCCACGUUCUCAUACCUUUUUUAUGUUGUGUUGAUGCGAUUGUGUAGUUUGUGUAGCACAUUAUUUGCCUUUCAAGUAGAAAAAAUUGCAGCAUUUUUCCAUGACUGCUGACUAAUGGUGAACAUUACAAUAGUUUCACUGUGAAAAGGAACUUGGUCCAAUCAGGUACUAGCUUAUUUACUUUUAAUGUGGGUGAAUAGCUCAAGUAUAUGUUCAUUGUUAAAAGGUUUUAUAAGAUGUGAUUGAGUUUACGAGAAAGUUUUAUUAACUGUGAACUGAUUAGGGCAUUUUGAGUGGAGCUGUAAGCUAAAUCAAUUUUAAAAAAAAUAAAAAAUCAGGGCUCAAGUUAAUCAUUUUUCUGUGUUUUUAUUUUUUUGGAUCAAACAAAAAUACUUUGUCUGUUUACUAUAUUUUUACCAUUUCAGUUUAUAACCUGUUCAGAUAAUGUAGCGUACCACAGUGUUGACCUGAAAUGGAACAUACCUGAGAACCAGUCGGCUGGUAGCAUUACUCUAAUGCUCUAGUAUGUUGCUCUCAUGUUUCUGUCUUAUAUCACUGCAACCCAGUCUCAUGUCAGUGUUUCUUUUUAAAUGUGACUGUAAUAUUUAUGAAUGUAAAAAUCUAAUUUCUUUGGGCUGUCUAAAUUAAUGGCCUAUGUUGAAUUGCAAAAGGCAUUCAUUUUUAUAAUUCUGUACAAAAUGACAGUGAACGUCUGUUUUACCCUCGUCCUAUGAGUGCGAUUGAGUGAAAGUUUCCACUGUUCGUCUUGAUUCUGUGUUGAACUAAUGGUACGACUUUCCUUGCUCCUGUUCUUUUGCACUACGGAGGAUGAGACCGGGUUGUGCCAACAUGCUGGCAAAGCGUUGAACACCCUCCAGUGCUUGGCUACAAAUAAAAACAUGCGGCAUACCAAAAGGAAA